AUGGCCGACCCCAGCCACAUCCAGUCGGCCGCCUCCAAGAGCAUCCGACCCUUCCGCUCCAGCGAGGAGUACCUGGAGGCCAUGAAGGAGGACCUGGCCGAGUGGUUCAACACCCUCUACGACCUGGACAUCCAGAACGAGGUCGUCUUCCAAGCCAAGAACGUGGUGCCCGGUUCCUUCAUCGCCCGGGAUAAUGUCUCCAACUUCAUCCAGUGGUGCCGGCAGGACCUCGGCAUCCAGGACGUCCUCAUGUUCGAGACCAACGACUUGGUGCUGAAAAAAAACGAGAAGAACUUUGUCCUCUGCUUGUUGGAGGUGGCCAGGAGGGGCUCCAAGUUCGGCAUGUUGGCCCCCAUGCUGAUCCAGAUGGAGGAGGAGAUCGAGGAGGAGAUGAGGGACCAAAUGGCCGACGGCGUCCUGG
Messenger RNA from Cariama cristata (Red-legged seriema), 421 nucleotides. Its product is annotated as GAS2-like protein 1. Gene Ontology annotation, biological process: protein localization to microtubule plus-end; actin crosslink formation; microtubule bundle formation. Gene Ontology annotation, cellular component: stress fiber; microtubule plus-end; cytoplasm. Gene Ontology annotation, molecular function: cytoskeletal adaptor activity; microtubule binding; actin filament binding. The record is from RefSeq and is a predicted model, not a curated record. Lineage: Eukaryota; Metazoa; Chordata; Aves; Cariamiformes; Cariamidae. The annotation marks the transcript as partial. The transcript is spliced from 2 exons.